Messenger RNA from Frieseomelitta varia, 1050 nucleotides. RefSeq names its product serine/arginine repetitive matrix protein 1-like. The transcript has 5 exons. Lineage: Eukaryota; Metazoa; Arthropoda; Insecta; Hymenoptera; Apidae. The record is from RefSeq and is a predicted model, not a curated record. The annotation marks the transcript as partial.
GUGAGAAGUUGGUGGUUGAUUUUUGUGAGAACGAAACUCCGGCAAAACUGGACGAAAGAUGGGAGGGACUGUUUGAAAAGUGACGCGUGAUAAGUUGCUGCUGCGUGAUUAGAGCGAUCUCUCUCGAGGGAUUUGCGGUGCUUAUAUGGCAGCGUCAACAGUAUCGGGACAUCAUGAAGCCGUCAAGAAAAGUUCCGCGGAGCUUCUUGAUCGAAUUUCCAUGAACAGUUGCCCGCCGAGCAGUUUCCCAGACAAGUUCCAAGACUUCUUCGCCGCCCUUAACGAAGACUCUGACGACCUGCCCAGCAUGCUCGAGGACAAGUUGAUACCCAGGAAACAGGAGGCCUCGAACUCCGACUCGAAGAGCAGACGAUGGAGCAAAAGGGCGUUUCAGAGGAGGAGCAGCGAGGUCGAGGUUCGUCUGCGUCGCACCUCGUUGACAGGACCUCAAGGCCACUCGAGCGUCGACGGGCCGAAAUCACCAACGCCAUCCAGACGUCGUAGCUCCAGCAUCGCCGUGGCCAGGCCGACCCCGGACCUGCACAGGAAAAUAGUCGGGCCUUUUUUACACCACAGUAUCAUGCAGUUCCUGCAAGCGGAAGCCGGCCCAUGGGGUCAUUUAUCGCCCUCGCCGAGGAGCCCGACCAGAACGCCGGCGAUCAGCCCCGGUGCCGUCUCCACAUCGUCCCAUCUGAGCCCGAGAGCGAGUCCAGGCGGCCCGAGUCCAACAACUCCCCCUGGUCCAGCUCGUUCCGCCUCGGGAUCCCGUGGCCCGGCGCCACAGAGGCAAUACCGCGGGAGAACGAGCAGUAUGCCUGCGGUUCCACGACACAGGCCGAUGCUCGCUGAAACGAAACGUGGCGGCGCCGGCGGCGCCGACGAGGUCGAAGAGGACGGUGUCGAGUAUUACAGGCUCAGGUCGUUUUCCAUAACGGCGAACGGCGUGUACAACCUCGGCGACUCGUUGAAGAGCCGGCGCAGCAAGAGUAUCAACAGCGUCACGUCCUCGGGGACCAGCUGCAGCAGCACCAGGGAGGCCAGGUUAUUGAG